AGAAAUUGCCUACCACAUGAUCCCCAUCAUUGAGAAGGCUGGUGGUGCUGUUCUAGUCCGAGCCCCAGUUAACCGCAUCCUGUUCAAUGACGCCAAGGAUGCGUAUGGUGUGAGCGUCAUGAAAGGCCAGGAGGAAAUUCAUAUCCAUGCCCCUAUGGUCAUCUCUAACGCUGGGAUCUUCAAUACCUAUCAGAAGCUGCUGCCCAAAGAGCUCCAGGCCAUGCCAUCUAUCCAGGAGCAGCUGAGUAUGAUGAAGAACGGUGAAGGUGGCCUGAGUGUUUUUCUGGGUCUGAAUGGAACUAAGGAGGAGCUGGGCCUGAAAGCAGACAACUACUGGAUCUUUUCUGAGAACAAUUUUGAUGAGCUGGUGGAAAACUAUUUGAAUGGAAAGAGGGAAAAGUCUGCUAAAAGUGUUCCGCUCCUGUUCGUCGCAUCUCCGUCGGCUAAAGAUCCGACCUGGGAGGAAAGAUCCCUGGGGAAAUCUACCUUGAGUCUGGUCAGCUUCGCCAAAUACGAGUGGUUUGAGGAGUGGAAGGAUGACAAAGUGUCAAACCGAGCGCCUGACUACAAAGAGCUGAAACAGGCGUUCAUUGACUCUGUUCUGGAGGUGGUUCUGGAUGUCUUCCCCAAGAUAACCAGAGACAAGAUUGAGUUCGUUGAUGCUGGAACCCCCAUCACAAACACACACUAUAUCGGAGCCCCCAAAGGUGAAAUCUACGGAGCCGAUCAUGGCAUCGCCCGCUUCAGCCCUGAACUCAACGCUACAAUAAGACCUCAGACUCCACUGAAGAACCUCUAUCUCACAGGUCAGGAUGUGUUUCUGUGUGGCUUUGCCGGCGCUCUCGCUGGAGCUCUCACCUGUGGCUCGGUUAUUCUCAACCGCAACCUCCAUCUGGAUGCCGUCGCCUUGGCAAAGAAAACAAAAUCCUUGAAUGCCAAAUUGAAAGGGGAGUAAUUGCCCUCCAACAUUCAGCUGAGUGACCGUUCUACAACAUACUGUAUCAGCUUACAUCGCACUCACAAAAAAAAGAGGAAAAAACGAGGCUCAUAUCGGCCCCAGAACAGAGACUCCCAGAUUUCAUCUACCAAAUGACCUGCUUUUUGCGAGAAUAAUGCAGAACGUUUCCACACCAACAUACACAACCUGUGCUUAUACUUUAAAAUAUGCAUACCUACAUUUAUGCAAUGUAAGAUGUGGAAUGUUUCCACAGUCAACCUACACUUAUCAACGCUAACAUGACAUUAACUGUUGAUUUUAAAUGCGAAUGUUGAAAUUCAUAUCCGGCUUGUUUUGAAGUUAACACGAAUUCGUUGCCUGAGGUGUUCUGGUUUGCAGUAUGUAACGUGUUUCCUCCCUUUUUAACAUUAAAGGGUACAAACAGUGA
Molecule: messenger RNA, 1385 nt
Organism: Etheostoma cragini (Arkansas darter)
Lineage: Eukaryota; Metazoa; Chordata; Actinopteri; Perciformes; Percidae
Gene: retsat
Product: retinol saturase (all-trans-retinol 13,14-reductase)
Exons: 9
Coding region: 17-955 (312 amino acids)
Molecular function (GO): all-trans-retinol 13,14-reductase activity
Source: RefSeq, a predicted model, not a curated record